AUGAACACAGAUACAGGUGUGGGGCCCCCUGCUGGACGGGAGGGGCUCAGCGGCCAAGGCUGUAGUAUGGUCCGGGCACACUGGGGGGCGACGAGGUGUGAGGUUAGAGGUCGGGGCCUCCUCCUGGUCUCCUCCUGGUCUCCUCCUGGUCUCACACACAUCUACAGUGUUGUACUUAAGGAGCAGGAGGUAGAUUCUCAAGACGAGAUCGAGGGAAGGAGAAAUCCUGUGUGUGAGACGGACAACAGCUCCAGCGCCAGGGGUGAGGGUCAGAGCGAGGGGUGA
Knipowitschia caucasica is the source of this 285-nucleotide messenger RNA. Lineage: Eukaryota; Metazoa; Chordata; Actinopteri; Gobiiformes; Gobiidae. The record is from the annotation of a GenBank genome assembly.